AUGGAUUCCGAGCCUGCACGAUCGAUGCUAGAGAACCUGAGAGAACUUCUCCCGUUUCCCCUCGUUCGUUAUAUCCCCGCGGAAGAAUUCUUGUCUGGUGGAGGCGAACUUCAACCUGUUGAUUGGGAGGAUUCAGAUCUUCCCGAUUUGCCUUUGGAGGACCACAAUUCGAGGUGCUACUACUGCUUGGAUGAUUACCAGCCGCCGCGCCGAAAGUCCGCCCAGCAUGUGCAACUAUCGGAGACAGCACGAGAACCGCUGACGCGGUUCCCAUGCGGUCAUGUUUUGCAUCAAGACUGUGCUAGAGCAUGGAUAGGAGAGCACUCUAAGUGCGUCCUGUGCAAGAGUGACUUAUAUCCGAGUGAAUGUGUGCAAGAGGGCAUCAGCUGGUCUUCAGUGUCCAAUAUUUUCCGCGUUGAGGAUGGGAUUUUCAGAAGGGUAGUUGAUGUGGAACUUCUUCAUACAGUUCACACAGUUGAUAAAGACCUUGUCAUAUCUGGAUCUUUUUCGGAGGACGGUCAGUAUAUGAGAGUGCAACGGGGCUCGGGCAUGUACGUCAUCCACACAACUACAGGUUCUGAAAUCUGCUCCUUCAUGGAAGACGGCCUUAGUACCCACCACUUCAGUCCAGAUGGAACAGUUCUAGUGACGGAAAAUGAUCAUGGUGAUAUUACUAUCUGGAAAAUCCAGCCUGGACAUAAUGAGAAGAUCCGUACACUCAUCGGACGCAAGGGCAUGACUAUGCACGUGUGGGACGUCGCGAGCGGUCAGCCGAUGCAAAUUAUGCAGUUGCAAAACGAGUCCAGUUCUUGUCUUGCAUGUCACGGUGGCUUUGUUGCAGUAGCCAAAUCUAACGGAACGAUAGAGUUGUGGGAUGUCGGGAAUGGCUCACUCAUGAAUUACUGGAGAGGGCAUGACUCUCGGACAAGAGGACUGGUAUUCAUGCCCGAUGGUACUGGACUUGUAUCAGCUGCGGCACAGGAGGACCCACUCAAGUAUUGGGACAUGACAACAAUAUUGGACAGAGGAUUGACCUCCCCCGCCUUUUCACGGGACCAUCAGGUAUCCCAGGUUACUGAAGGUCUAUUGAACCUGUCUCCUACAAGAAUGUUCACCGGGGCUAAGGACCCUUUCUCACCCACUGUCUCGCACGAUGGGUGUUGGUUAGCAUGCUGCGACUUCCGGGGAGAAGCAGUGUUUUGUGGGAUGUCCAGACAGGAGCGCUGCAAUUCGUCCUACGAGUUGAACCUCUACGUGGGUAUCCUCUGUGUUAUAGUGCCACAUGUGGGAGUGUUGCUGAAAUGUCCAUCUGGGACAGUGAUUGGUAUUGACUUCAACCAGGAGAGGAGCUGUGUUGUGACAUUUAAUAAAGAAUGCACUAUUCAGACAUGGAAAAUUACCACCUUCAAUGAAAAGCGGGCAGAUUCACAACCCGAGGCGUCAACACAAUCCCUCGUUGACCAUGAACAGUCUAUUCCGGCCUCUUCUUCAACAGAUGAUCCAGCAUACCCGCACGAACAGGCAGAUCCUAUGACCGCGACCCCCGCAACAUCUGCCGCGACCGUGAUGUCCGAUCGCGAUACUGAUAAUGACACCACCAUGUCCGGUAAACGAGAUAACACUGGUCAGGACGAGGAGCACUCAGUAUGA
This is a messenger RNA of Sparassis crispa, 1650 nucleotides long. RefSeq lists its product as hypothetical. NCBI's taxonomy places the organism in Eukaryota, Fungi, Basidiomycota, Agaricomycetes, Polyporales, Sparassidaceae. Gene Ontology annotation, molecular function: metal ion binding; protein binding. The record is from RefSeq and is a predicted model, not a curated record. The transcript is spliced from 11 exons. Bases 1 to 1650 code for a protein of 549 amino acids.